This is a messenger RNA of Eubalaena glacialis (North Atlantic right whale), 1781 nucleotides long. It is a transcript of the gene CASP2, whose product is annotated as caspase 2. NCBI's taxonomy places the organism in Eukaryota, Metazoa, Chordata, Mammalia, Artiodactyla, Balaenidae. The transcript has 13 exons. Gene Ontology annotation, molecular function: cysteine-type endopeptidase activity. Gene Ontology annotation, biological process: regulation of apoptotic process; proteolysis. The coding region runs from base 71 to 1558 and encodes 495 amino acids. The record is from RefSeq and is a predicted model, not a curated record.
CGGAGGACGGGAGGCCUCGCGGUUUGUUUGGGUUGUGGGCGGUGCGCGCACAGCCUGGGAAAAGCGGGAAAUGGCGGCGCCGAGCGCGCGUCCCCGGUCCGCCCUCCAGCAAAAGGGGCUGAUGACCGCUGAUAGGGGGCGCAGGAUAUUGGGAGUGUAUGGCAUGCAUCCUGACCAUCAGGAAGCUCUAAAAAAGAACCGAGUGGUGCUGGCCAAACAGCUGUUGCUGAGCGAACUGUUAGAACAUCUCCUGGAGAAGGACAUUAUCACCUUGGAAAUGAGGGAGCACAUUCAGGCCAAGGUGUGCAGUUUCAGCCAGAAUGUGGAACUCCUCAACUUGCUGCCCAAGAGGGGCCCCCAGGCUUUUGAUGCCUUCUGUGUGGCCCUGAGGGAGACCAAGCAGGGUCACCUGGAGGACCUGUUGCUCACGACCCUGGCUGGUCUUCAGCACAUACUCCCACCGUUGAGCUGCGACUACAACUUGAGUCUCCCUUUCCCGGUGUGUGAGUCCUGUCCCUGCCGCAAGCAGCGCCGCCUGUCUCCAGAUACCGUGGAACACUCCCUAGACCAUGGAGAUGGUCCUCCCGGCCUUCAGGUGAAGUCUUGCACUCCUGAGUUUUAUCAAACGCACUACCAGCUGGCCUAUAGGUUGCAGUCUCGGCCUCGUGGCCUGGCACUGGUGCUGAGCAACGUGCACUUCACUGGAGAGAAGGACCUGGAAUUCCGCUCUGGAGGGGAUGUGGACCACAGCACUCUAGUCACCCUUUUCAAGCUCUUGGGCUACAAAGUUCAUGUUCUUCUUGACCAGACUGCACAGGAAAUGCAAGAGAAGCUCCGGAAUUUUGCCCAGCUACCCGCUCACCGUGUCACGGACUCCUGCAUAGUGGCGCUCCUCUCGCACGGUGUGGAGGGCGGUGUCUAUGGCGUGGAUGGCACGCUGCUUCAGCUACAAGAGGUUUUUCGGCUCUUUGACAAUGCCAACUGCCCGAGCCUACAGAACAAACCGAAAAUGUUCUUCAUCCAGGCCUGCCGUGGAGAUGAAACAGAUCGUGGGGUCGACCAGCAAGACGGGAAGAACCAUGAGAGGUCCCCCGAGUGCGAGGAGAGCGAUGCCAGUAAAGAGGAGGGGCUGAAGAUGCGACUACCCACUCGCUCGGACAUGAUUUGUGGCUACGCCUGCCUCAGAGGGACCGCUGCCAUGCGCAACACCAAGCGGGGCUCCUGGUACGUGGAGGCCCUUGCUCAGGUGUUCUCUGAGAGGGCCUGUGACAAGCAUGUGGCCGACAUGCUCGUGGAGGUGAAUGCGCUCAUCAAGGAGCGUGAAGGCUACGCCCCGGGCACGGAGUUCCACCGAUGCAAGGAGAUGUCCGAGCCAAGCGGGACAGGAGUCACUCUCUGCUGCUGUGCGUGGGCCCUUACCUGUGCAUUCAUUCCCUUCGGUUCCAGAAUGUCGCCCCCUGGAAGGACCGUCUUCUCAACUCCACUCUUGGCUCCUUGGGGCUCAGGGAAUCCAGCGUUCAGUGGAGUAUUGGCUCCUGAAGAUGGAAGGCACACGUAGGACAGCUUCUUCCGCACCUCCCGCGGCGCCGGGCACCGCGCUCAGCCUCUCGUGCUUCAGGUGCUCAGUGGAUACUUGUCCUGUAGGGGUUCGGGGACUCGUUGCCAAGCCCUGCCCUUGGCUCAGUAUCGUAUGGAAGUAUUUGGGUGACAGAACCUUUCCUCUUCCCACUGCCAGGAUUUUGUAUUGCCAUCUGGUGCCAAAUAAACACUCAUAUUUAUUA